AUGGCCUUCUCUCCCCGCCUUGCAGUCUCCGCCAGACUGGCAUCUCGUGCAUUCACUUCUGUCCGGCCUGUAGUCCCUCUUACUGCUGCAAGAUGCUUCCACUCAACUCCCAUCUCCAUGGGAGAACAUCCUGUUGCUACUCUAAACGAGGAGCUUAUCCCUCGCCUUCCCCCGUCAUCCCCAACACUCUUUGAGGCAAAGAAGAAAAAGAACCUUACUUUUGAAGCCAUUGCAAAACAUGUAGGACGUGACGAAGUCGCAAUCGCUGCCCUCUUCUACGGCCAAGCCAUGGCUUCACCCGAGGAUGUCCAGAAACUCUCUGAGGUCCUUGAGAUUGACCCAGGAAAGCUUGAGUCCCAGUUGGGUGGAUUCCCCAACCGAGGCAGCACUCUCGAUAUGCCUCCUAAAGACCCUACCAUUUACCGUCUUUAUGAGAUUGUGCAAAACUAUGGUCAGGCUUACAAAGCCGUCAUGCAUGAGAAGUUUGGAGAUGGCAUCAUGAGCGCCAUCUCUUUCAGCACAAAGGUGGAGAAGGAAACUGAUGACAAGGGCGAGUGGGCCAAGAUUACCCUGAGGGGCAAGUGGUUGCCAUACUCGCGAUUCUAG
This is a messenger RNA of Bipolaris zeicola 26-R-13, 606 nucleotides long. RefSeq lists its product as uncharacterized. Gene Ontology annotation, molecular function: cyanate hydratase activity; DNA binding. The record is from RefSeq and is a predicted model, not a curated record. The coding region runs from base 1 to 606 and encodes 201 amino acids. The transcript has 3 exons. Lineage: Eukaryota; Fungi; Ascomycota; Dothideomycetes; Pleosporales; Pleosporaceae.